AUGUCGUCGCCGCGCUUCAAGCCGCUGAGAACGGCGCUGGUGCCGCUCAUUACGGACCUGCGCGCCAAGUUCUUCCACGGCAACUCGGCGGCCAGCGACAACUCGCGGCAGGAGCGCAAGCGGGCGAAGAAAGUGGAGCGCGCGAGGCAGAAGGCGCUGGACCAGCAGUAUGUGAACAACACCAAGCUGCGUGCCGAGCGGCUGGCUCGACUGGCGGCGCUGCAGAAGCAGAACCCGCUGCUGGCCAACGUACCGGACGGAGUCGCGGCGGCGGGCGAGCCGAUGCUGCUCAAGGAGAACGGAGAGGAAGAGAAGACGAAGGCUGCGGAGAAGGAGAAGGACGAGAAGGAGAACGAAACCGAGCAGCUGCACUACCACCGCGGGUGCUACACGUGCAAGGUCAAGUUCCGCAAGCUGCACCACUUCUACGACCGCAUGUGUCCGUCGUGUGCGGAGCUCAACUACAAGAAGCGGCUGCAGAAUGCGGAUCUACGUGGACAUAUUGCAGUCGUCACGGGUGCGAGAGUGAAGAUUGGUUACGAGAUCACGCUCAAGCUGCUUCGUAGUGGCGCGAUGGUUGUGGCCACCACGCGGUUCCCGAAAGACGCGGCCUUCCGGUACGCGAAGGAGAAGGACUUCGAGGCCUGGAAGGACAGGUUGCAGAUCUACGGCAUGGACUUCCGUGACCUGGGUGUGAUCGACAAGUUCAUGGACCAUAUCGAGGAGACUUUUGGGAGUCUGGACAUCUUGGUCAACAACGCGACGCAGACGAUUCGGCGCCCCGUGCACUACUUUAAGCACCUGAUUGAGUGCGAGGUGGCCCCGGUCCCGGAUGACAUGGCUCAGGUCAACCAGAUUCUGCGGGGCAACGCAAACCUUCUGGGUAGCGCUCCUGCGGCUGCCAACGUAGAGAGUGACAAUGUGCCUGUCAACGGUGCUGCCAUCGUUAGCGCGAAUGGAGUCUCUUCGACGGCCAUCUCCACCGGUGCGGCGUCCGCGCCAGCAUCGGUGCACCUCUCGCAGAUGCCCCUCGUUGCCGAGGACCAGCAUUCCGAGGAAACGGCAGCCUUGUUCCCCAAGGGCCAGGUGGAUAACAACCAGCAGCAAGUGGAUCUGCGCACUUCGAAUUCGUGGGUCCAGAAGAUCAACCAGAUCGAGACAAUGGAGCUCGUGGAGGUGUUCGCGAUCAACACGAUGGCACCGUUCAUCCUCAACAAGCGUGCGAUCCCCCUCCUGGAGAAGAGCAAGAACCCGCGUCGGUUUAUCAUUAAUGUCAGCGCCAUGGAGGGUAAAUUCUACCGCACCAAGACGGCGAACCACCCGCACACGAACAUGGCAAAGGCUGCGGCGAAUAUGAUGACGCGGACGUGCGCCGAGGACCUCGCUCGCAAGGGCAUCUACAUGAACUCGGUCGAUACUGGCUGGAUCAACGACGAGAACCCCCGCGACGUGGCCGUCCGCAUUGCGGACACCCACAACUUCCAGACCCCGUUGGACGAGAUCGAUGCCGCAGCGCGUGUGCUGGAUCCCAUCUUCUCUCUGUUCCAGGAGGGCCACACGGACGAGCCUAUCUUCGGUCAGUUCCUGAAGGACUACACUGUGUCAGAGUGGUAA
Messenger RNA from Phytophthora sojae, 1614 nucleotides. RefSeq lists its product as hypothetical. The transcript is spliced from 4 exons. The coding region runs from base 1 to 1614 and encodes 537 amino acids. The record is from RefSeq and is a predicted model, not a curated record. NCBI's taxonomy places the organism in Eukaryota, Oomycota, Peronosporomycetes, Peronosporales, Peronosporaceae.